Anopheles cruzii is the source of this 959-nucleotide messenger RNA. RefSeq names its product serine protease SP24D-like. Gene Ontology annotation, molecular function: serine-type endopeptidase activity. NCBI's taxonomy places the organism in Eukaryota, Metazoa, Arthropoda, Insecta, Diptera, Culicidae. The transcript has 3 exons. Gene Ontology annotation, biological process: proteolysis. The record is from RefSeq and is a predicted model, not a curated record. Bases 103 to 921 code for a protein of 272 amino acids.
UGCGUUGACCGUGCGACCCUCGAUGCCGACGAGACCAUUCGGAAAGUCCAACAGCCGAUCCAGAUUGUGAGUGAAAGUAAGUGUCCUGCAGUGUCCGAAGAGAUGGCGAUUAGUGGCGUGGUAGCGUUGGGUUUGGCGUUGGGAUGCUGUUUGGUGGUCGUGAACGCCGACGUUCGGUUCCACCUCAGCGACCAGAACCUGGCGUUGGCCGCAAGUGGCCUUGGUCGACCCGUCUACAAGACGACUUCACGUAUCGUCGGCGGGUCGAUAGCCUCCGAGGGACAGUUCCCUUAUCAGGUUGCCCUCCUGCGCGGGUCGUCCCUUUCCUGCGGGGGCUCCAUCAUCGAUGCACGCUGGGUUCUGACAGCGGCCCACUGCGUGUACAGUGGCAGUGCCGUUGUGGCGGCAUCCGCCAUCACGGUGCUGGCCGGAACGACCAACCUGAACUCUGGCGUUCGCCGAGCCGUUGUGCGCGUUGUGCCUCACGAACGGUACGGCAACUUCCGGAACGAUGUCGCGCUCCUGCAGCUGCAGCAACCGUUGGUCACGACGGCCACCAUCCGUCCGAUUGCGCUGCGCACCAGCAGUGUGCCGACCGGGAGCGAGGUCAUCAUUUCAGGCUGGGGUCGCAUCUUCCAGGGUGGACCGGUUUCGUCGGUCCUGCGCUACAAUCGCGCCAAUGUCUUGGAUGACCAGCGAUGCCGGGCGGUUACCGGGAUCUCCAGUGGGCUGGUGUGCCUCAACUCACCACUCAAUAACGGGGCGUGCAAUGGUGAUUCCGGUGGACCGGCGGUGUGGAGCAAUCAGCUGGUCGGUGUUGCCAACUUCAUCAUCAGCGCCUGCGGUUCGAGCAAUCCGGACGGGUACGCGCGGGUUUCCGACUUUGUUCCGUGGAUUCAGACAACGAUGCGCCGAUAUUAGGCUCGAGUGUGGAAAUAAAAAUUAUUGUAUUGCCUUCG